Messenger RNA from Linum trigynum, 1361 nucleotides. NCBI's taxonomy places the organism in Eukaryota, Viridiplantae, Streptophyta, Magnoliopsida, Malpighiales, Linaceae. The record is from the annotation of a GenBank genome assembly.
GAGAAUUAAAUCAUCCAUCGUCUACGUCGCUCGCCCAAUACUCCUCCGUCCUGGAAUUACUUCGCCCCCUUUGAAUGCUUCGCCACAAGGCAACGAAUUUCAUACUUCCCUUCUCCCAUUAUAUACCUUCCUCUCGACCUCUCUCUAUAUCUCCCUUUCUCAGGCAGAAUAUCAUACGGCUGUGAAAAUGGCGGAGACCCGCAAUCACGACGACUUAGACCAGCUGCUCGACAGUGCUCUCGAUGAUUUCCAGAGUCUCAAUUUUGCGGCUCCAGCCUCACAACAGCGAAGUGGUGGUGGCGAUGAAGAGAAGAUGAAGGUUGAAGGGUUUGGUGAUUUGCCAGCUGGGGUUCAGGGUUUGGGGAUGGGAUUGCCCGACUUGAAGAAGGGCAAGAAGAAAGGGAAACAGAAGGCGGCGGGGGAUUCUUCUACUGGUCAUGUGGCGGAGGCGCUUGACAAACUUAGGGAGCAGACCAAGGAGGCUGUGAAAGGAAUGGAGUCUGUUACUACCACUUCAAGAGGUGAUGAAAAUAAGGAUGUUGCAAUGGAGGAUUGGGUUAAGCAGUUCGAGGAGCUCGCCUCUAAUCAGGACAUGGAAUCUCUGGUGGAGUCCAUGAUGCAGCAGCUGCUGUCAAAGGAGAUUCUUCAUGAACCCAUGAAGGAAAUCGAAGGGAGAUAUCCAACAUGGUUAAAGGACCAUGAAACUAGUUUGAGCACGACAGAAUACGAACGUUACUCCCAACAGUAUGAACUCAUAAAAGUUCUGAACCAGGUUUAUGAGAACGACCCCAAUAACUACACCAAGAUUACCGAUCUCAUGCAAAAGAUGCAAGAGUGUGGACAGCCACCUGAUGAAAUCGUCCGGGAACUCGCUCCUGAUCUUGAUUUGGCUAGCCUUGGUCAAAUAACACCGGAGAUGCUCGAGUCCCAGCAAAACUGUAGCGUAAUGUGAAGGAAGACAGACACCUUUGCUUAUUUUGCAGAACAUCUUCACAUCUUGUUCAACUCUUUAUUACUUUUAAGUGAAACAUUCAUCUAGACAAGGCAGCCUGGUCUGGCACCGUACAAUACGAAAACACACAAAGGAACGUGAUUGAUUCAGUUGUCAGCAAUGCGAUCUUCAGUGUUCUGUAUCAACAAUCUCAAGAAACCACAUGUAAAGCAAGCAAACCACAAGAACUCUGUAUAACACAAAACUUCUCUUUUGUAUGUUCCUCUUAAUACCGGUCUUCCGCGUUUGAGAGUAUGAUUUGUAAGACUUGAUUGAGUGUGAACUUCGAAAGAAUGAAUGAAUCGCGUGCUACAGAUAGACAGGAAGGAAGAAGAAUGACUUCUAGAGCAAGUAAAGCAUCAGGUGGAUG